AUGGAUUCAUUAGAAUUUAAUAUUGAUUUAUCAGACAAAGAAGAUGUUCCGAUAUCACCAUCAGUUUGCGAAGAAUCAAAGUUGUCAUUAAUAAGAACAAAUGAUGAUAUAGCUGUUGUUGGUGUUGCAUGUCGUUUUCCAGGUGGAAGUAAUUCAAUUGAUGAAUUUUGGUCCAAUUUAGUUGAACAACAUGAUUGUGUUCGACCAGUUCUCAAUGAUCGAUGGAAUGCUGAUUAUUAUACGGACCCAUUAUCAAAUGAACUUCAUUUACUAGCUAAAAUCCCAUCGUCUCGUUGUGGUUGGAUUGAUUUUGUUGGUGAAUUUGACUACGAAACAUUUUCAAUUAGUAAACGUGAAGCUGAAAAUAUGGAUCCACAACAAAAACUUUUAUUGGAAGUAACUCUACAAGCACUUGAAGAUAGUGGAAUGCAAUAUGCGGGAUCAAAAACUGGUGUUUAUGUUGGUAUUGGACAAGCUGAGCAAUUCGAGCUGACUACAGCUGAUUUAGAAAGUAUAAAUGCAUAUAGUAUCACCGGAUCAGCAUUAUCAAUACCUUCAAAUCGUUUAAGUUAUUGUUUUGAUCUGCGAGGACCAUCAAUGUCCGUUGAUACAGCUUGUUCAUCGAGUAUGACUGCAUUUCAUUUAGCUUGUCAAGCUAUUCAAGAUGGUGCAUGUUCAGCAGCUGUUGUCGCUGGUGUUAAUAUAAUAAUAAAUCCGUCGACUAUGAUACAAUUUUCACAAUUAGGUGUUUUAUCACCCGAUGGAAUGUGUCAGUCAUUCAGUAAUAAAGCAAAUGGAUAUGUUCGAUCAGAAGGUUGCGGCGUUAUUAUUAUUAAACCAAUGAAACAAGCUCUGACUGAUAAUGAUCAUAUUUAUUGCCGUAUCAGAGGUUCGGCAAUUAAUCAGGAUGGUCAUCAAUCUCCAUCGUUAACAAUGCCAAGUUCACAGGCACAAAUUGAAGUUUUUCGAAUGGCUUGUAAAAAUGCAAAAGUUAAUCCAACUGAAAUAUUCUAUGCUGAAGCGCAUGCGACAGGUACCAGAGUCGGCGAUCCAAUUGAAGCAAAUGCAAUUGGGACAGUUUUUGGCCGAGAACAAUCUUAUUUACGUAUUGGUUCAGUUAAAUCAAAUGUUGGUCAUUUAGAAACAGCAAGUUUUAUGACUGGUUUAUUGAAAUGUAUUUUGAUGCUCGAACAUCAACAAUUAAUACCUAAUUUACAUUUUACGAAAGGUGAAGGCAAUCCAGAUAUCAAGUUUGAACAAUAUAAUCUGUCGGUUCAAACAGAAAUCGAAAAAUUUGAAAAUGAUGAAGAAUUAAUGAUGGUUUCAAGUUUUGGUUUUGGUGGUGCUAACGGCUGUGCAAUUAUUCAAGGAUAUAAACGACCUUCAGAACAAGCACAAAUACUUCCUUCUUUACCACAAUUAUUUCUGGUUUCUGCUUCAACACCACUUGCUCUGGAGACUCGAAUUCAAGAACUAAAGUCAUCAUCAAAAAUAUUUCAUUCACCAGCUGCGAUAUCACACACACUAUAUAACCGUUCAUUACAUCGUCUCGCUGCAUUUGCGAUCGAUGAACAACUCGAUGAAAACACAACAUUUGUACCUAUUAGAAAAUGUGUUGAUCCACCACUGGCUUGUAUCUGGGUGUUUGCCGGUCAAGGUCCACAACAUCAAAAAAUGGGCAAAAUCCUCUAUUCAAAUGUUGAAAGUUUUCGUUGUUCAAUUGAUGCAUCUGAUUUAAUUUAUCGUGAAUGUUCUGGUCAUAGUCUGGUUAAUGAUAUAGGACUAUUCGGUUCAACGGACGGAUCAAAUCCAAUGGCUGUUUAUGAAAUAGCAUAUACAUUACCUGCUCUUGUCUUUUUACAAAUUGGACUCGUUGAUAUGUAUCGUCAUUUAGGUGUUCCAUGUGCAGCAGUAUUCGGACACUCUUUUGGUGAAAUGGCAGCAGGUUAUGCUGCAAAUAUUUGCACGAGAAAACAAUAUAUUCAAACAGCAUAUCAUCGUGCUCGUAUCUUACGACAAGUCGAUGGUUGUGGCGCAAUGUUAGCAGUCAGUUGUUCCAGCGAACAUAUUCAACCGCUAUUAGAAACACAUGAACAGGUAUGGAUUGCAGCUUACAAUGGUCCAAAUUCAUUAACAUUAGGAGGUAUUAAAGAAUCAAUAACGAGUAUUUCAAAUGAAUUAUCAAAACAAAAUAUAUUUAAUCGAAUAUUGAAAAUAAACAGCGCAUAUCAUACACCGCUUAUGGCAUCUGUUCGUUCAGAAGCCCUAUCUGUGUUUAAACAAACACUUGCCGGACAUUCAACACCAACGAUUCCGUAUUGUAGUACGGUUACUGGGCAAUGGAAAAAUUCUGAUUUUGAUGAAAAUUAUACAUUUGAUGGAAUUGAGAGUCCAGUUUUAUUCGAUGUAGCCGUUCGACAAUGUUUGGAACGAUUUGGUGUCGAUACGACUGUCUUCCUAGAAUUAUCAGCACAUCCUGUUCUAAGUUCAUAUUUAACUGAAAAUGGUUCAAAGUAUAAUUUAUGUGCACUACAUCGUCAACAAUCAGAAAUUGAAACAACAUUAAAAAUUCUUGCUAAUUUACGUAUUUAUGGAUACUCACCCGCACAAGCUAAUAUUUCUAAAAUAUAUUCUUCGAUAAUAUCUCCGUCACGUAUUCCACAUUAUUCGCUUUAUCCGUUUCAGCGUCAAUAUUGUGUUAAAGAAGAUCUGGGGCACCGUCUUCAACGAACGAUUCCCAUUUGGCAUAGUUUAGCUGGCCGUCCAUUUGCUCAUCCACAUCCAACUUUCCAGACAAAGUUAUGUUUGAAGUCAUAUGUUUGGAUUGAAGAUCAUCGUGUUCAAGGUCCAGCAGUAUUUCCAGCAGCUGGCUAUAUUGAAAUUUGUAUGGAAGUAUUUAACUGUAUCAGUUUAACAAAUAUUUAUAUUGAAAAAGCAUUGAUUCUCCCAUCUGAUCCGAAUAUUUAUCGAACAGUAAGAAUUGUUCUUGAUGAAAAUAAUCAAUCUCAGGUUUCUAUGUAUUCAAAAUUAAAUGAAUAUGAUUCGGGAGAUUGGAUUAAACACAUGAAAGCUUCAAAAGGAGACUCGUCGUCUUCUUCUACACAAUUACCAGAAUGGUCAAAGAAUAUCAAAUCACGUUGUUCUUUGGGUAUCUUUGAAGAAAAAGAUGUUUAUGGACGUUUUUCAAGUGUUGGUUUAGAUUACGGACCAUAUUUUCAAUGUAUACGAACUCUCUAUCAAGGUGAUAAUGAAGCAUAUGCACAUUUAAAUAUUUCUCAUUUGCUAAACCCAUUGUCUAACUCAAAACAAUCAAGAUUUUAUAUUCAUCCAGCAAUAUUAGAUUGUACAUUUCAAGUUUUCUUAGGUACACAACGUUAUUUUCAUACAGCGUAUGUUCCAACAUUUAUUAAACGAAUUGAAUGGAGAAUUGAGACAAGUGAAUUAUCAAAUGAUUUAUAUGUCUAUGCUAGAACAACAAAUACUCAUUCUAAACAAGUUUUAACAGGGGACAUUUUCGUUGUUGACGAACAACAACGUCUGAUCGGCAUAAUUAUUGGGUUUGAGGCUACAGCAUUAGGUCAAUCGAAUCAACCACCACCACUCUAUACUCUUCAUUAUCAAAGUGUUGAAACACCAUUAAUAACAACAACAAAAUCACAGUUUAAUAUAAUAGAAAUGCCAACACUUAUUAAAGAACAAGAAACUCUAUUUGAUGAUGCAUGUUUAGCAUAUAUCGCUGCAUUUCUCUCCUCAACUUCAUUUGAUUUGGAAACAAUUGAAAAAUGGCCUAAUCAUCGUCAACGUUAUUGGCAAUGGUUACAUUCGACAAUAAAAUCUAAAAUAAUUUCACCUGAUUCAAUAGAUUUAAUUGAUAAUGAUCAGUGUAAAGCACUUCAUUAUGAAGCACAAGCAAUUCAUCGUGCUGGAAAGAAUCUGCAUCUUCUUCUUACUGAUAGUUUUGCUGUACAAAAUAUAUUCUUUGCUGAAAAUGAUUCAUUUAUGGCUGAUCUCUAUUCCAAAUCAUUGACAUGUCAACCUUAUACUAAUAUGCUUGCUCAAAAACUCGUUGAUCAAUUUAAAAUGAUAGAAGAACAACAACCUAAUGAAUCAUCACGUGUUUUCUCAAUUUUAGAAUUAGGUGCUGGUACCGGUGCUCUUACUUCGAUUAUUCUGGAUAAAUUGUAUCAACAAACAUCUAUCAUUCAAGAAAAUCGGUUAAUUUAUGUUUUUACCGAUGUUAGUGAAAAAUUUCUAUCGGAUGCGAAAAAACAUUUUUCAACAGUCUAUCCCUGUAUUCAAUAUCAACUGUGUGAUCUUGAUUUAGAUUUCGCAAAACAAAAAUUAAACAUGUAUUCAUUUGAUGUUGUUUGUGCAUUUGAUGUUCUUCAUGCUGCACAAGAUUUAAAAUUGUGUUUAAAUCGUAUCCAACAGUUAUUGAAACCCAAUGGUUAUCUUCUGUGUAUUGAAUUAACUCGACCAUGGAUAUGGAUUCAAGUCUUUUUCGGUUUAUUUGCUGGUUGGUGGCAUUUUUCAGAUACAACAAUAAGAUCAACAUGUUUUCUCGCGGUUGACCAAUGGUAUCAAUUGUUAACUGAAUCAGGAUUUCAACAUGUUCAAAUUGAAAAUGAAGGACAACCAGAAUUUUGUCAUUCGUUAUUGAGUGCGAGAGGUCCAGAUUGGACUAUUACUCGAACAUCUUCUUCUAAUAGUACGAUAUUCGAUACGACAGAAGCUACUGUCAUUAAUGUUAAUUCAUACAUGGAAAAACUCUUACAAUUAGCUCAGUCACUGCUUAUAGUAACAGAACCAACAACUGUCUUUGUUAUUACUUCAACAACUACUCCACCGAUUGGUGCAACGUUUACUGGAUUCAGUCGAGUCUGGGCAAAUGAAGCUACACAACAUACAAUUUGUUCUAUUCAAUUCGAUUUACCGGAAUUACAGGAAAAACAAAUGUGGUUAAGUCGUAUUCAAACCAUUGUCGAAAACACCCGUGAACGUGAAUUUAUUAUUCGUCAACAUGUAAUUACUGUACCACGACAUAUUCCUCGGCGUUUAAUAAAUGCAAUUAAAGCGACUGAUGGUCAACAAGGUAUGUAA
Messenger RNA from Didymodactylos carnosus, 5100 nucleotides. Lineage: Eukaryota; Metazoa; Rotifera; Eurotatoria; Philodinida; Philodinidae. The record is from the annotation of a GenBank genome assembly.